This is a messenger RNA of Notolabrus celidotus (New Zealand spotty), 2090 nucleotides long. RefSeq names its product caskin-2-like. The record is from RefSeq and is a predicted model, not a curated record. Bases 474 to 2090 code for a protein of 538 amino acids. The transcript has 17 exons. Gene Ontology annotation, molecular function: protein binding. Lineage: Eukaryota; Metazoa; Chordata; Actinopteri; Labriformes; Labridae.
CAGGCUCCUCUGCUCCGUCUCGUGCCGCCCGGCGCUCCUCAGGCAGUUACUGUGAAUGUGUCCGUCACCACCACCACCACCACCUCCACCUGCGGUCCACCGUCCACAACAGGAUUCCCUCUGCAGUGUGAUGGCAGGUUAAAUGAUACACACACACACACACUCAGCCCUGCAGACACCGAAACUUCUACAAAAACGGACUGUAACUCCAGGAAAUAUGGACCCAACCUCCAACAACGAGAGGAAAAACACCUCCAGGACCGGUUCCCCUGAGGUUCCUUCACUGUAGUUACUGCUACAUCAUCACAUGGCUGGGAUUCAGCAGCUGCCUGUUAACUCUCUGACAAAUAUUUGCUGAAACUGUUCGUCUGAAAAAGCACCGAAAAAGAGAGAGAGAGAGAGAGAGAGAGAGAAAAAAAACCCUUGGCAUUGGCCUGUGAGACGUUUGUGUGUCUGUGGUGGGAUCUGUAAUCAUGGGGAAGGAGCAGGACCUGCUGGUGGCUGUGAAGAGUGGAGAUCUUCUUCUGGCUCACAAACUUCUCUCCAAAGUCAAGUGCAACAAAACUAAGUUGCUGGGCUCCACCAAGAGACUCAACAUCAACUACCAGGACUCAGACGGCUUCUCAGCGCUGCACCACGCUGCUCUGACGGGCACCACAGAGCUGCUGUCUCUGCUGCUGGAGGCCCAGGCCACGGUGGAUAUCAAGGACAUCAACGGCAUGCGUCCUCUCCACUACGCAGCGUGGCAGGGGAAAGCAGACUCUGUGUUGCUGCUGCUGAGAGCUGGAGCUGCAGUCAACUCCCCCUCUCUUGACGGACAGAUACCGUUACAUCUGUCUGCUCAGUAUGGACACUAUGAGGUGUCUGAGAUGUUGCUGCAGCAUCAGUCUAAUCCCUGCCUGAUGAACAAAGCCAAGAAGACGCCUCUUGAUCUGGCCUGCGAGUUUGGGAGGCUGAAGGUGGCUCAGCUGCUGCUGAGCAGUAACAUGGUGGCAGCGCUGUUGGAAGGGGAGGGAAGAGACGACAACAUGGAUGCACCAUCCAUCACUCCUCUCCACCUGGCAGCCAGGAACGGACACAAAGACAUCAUCAAGUUGCUGCUGAAAGCCGGCAUCGACAUCAACAGAGCCACUAAAGCGGGGACGUCUCUGCACGAGGCCUCCCUCUACGGCAAGACAGAAGUUGUGCGGCUUUUGCUUGAUGCGGGCAUCAAUGUGAACAUGCGCAACACGUACAACCAGACCGCUCUGGACAUCGUCAACCAGUUCACCACCUCCUCAGCCAGCAGGGAAAUCAAACAGCUGCUCAGAGAGGCGUCCAGCUCUCUCCAGGUCAGAGCAGUGAAGGACUACUGGAACCUCCACGACCCGACCGCCCUCAACCUCCGGGCUGGAGAGCUUAUCAUGGUCCUGGAGCAGCACUCAGACGGCCGCUGGAAGGGUCACAUCCAUGACACCCAGCGGGGGACCGACCGGGUGGGCUUCUUCCCUCCCUCAGUGGUGGAAGUGCUCAGCAGGCGAGCAGGGGGCACUCUCUCCCGACAAGCAUCCAAAUCUUGCCAUCGACAGCACUUUGCAUCCCGAGCACCUCCUCCCACAAGCAAUGGCCCCGCCCCUCAGGCUGAAGACUCACUGGGCUAUGAUCCCUCAGGUGACAGAAACAGUGUUGGCAGCUCGGGCAGUGUGGGCAGCAGCCGCAGCGCCGGCAGCGGUCAGAGCUCGGAGAGUGGACACAAACAGAACGGGAUUCAAAACCGCCACAACACCGAAAACGGCAAGCUGGCUCCCUCUGCUGGUGAAUCAGGAGAACAUCUCCACAACUCAGGAUCAGACCAAAGCAAACACGCAGAUGGAAGCACAGGGGGUUCCCGUCGGCAGGUCAACGGCACUCCUCAGAAAGGCUUUGUGAGGCCAGAGCACCUUCUGGAGGGCAAGGACGCUGAGGCCAUCUAUCAGUGGCUGUGUGAGUUCCAGUUGGAGCAUUACACCUCUAACUUCAUCAACUCAGGAUAUGAUGUACCAACCAUCAGCAGGAUGACACCAGAGAUCACUUCAGCCAGCAGUCAUGAAACCGUCACGGCUUCACUGUAA